Messenger RNA from Amorphotheca resinae ATCC 22711, 759 nucleotides. RefSeq lists its product as hypothetical. Gene Ontology annotation, molecular function: oxidoreductase activity, acting on NAD(P)H, oxygen as acceptor. NCBI's taxonomy places the organism in Eukaryota, Fungi, Ascomycota, Leotiomycetes, Helotiales, Amorphothecaceae. The record is from RefSeq and is a predicted model, not a curated record. The transcript has 4 exons. Gene Ontology annotation, cellular component: intracellular anatomical structure. Bases 1 to 759 code for a protein of 252 amino acids.
AUGUCAGCCUCGAAGUCAAUAAUAGUAACAGGAGCAAGCAGAGGGAUCGGCCUCGCGAUUGCGAAGUAUCUUCUCCAACAUUCUCAUAAAGUCUUCCUCGUUGCAAGGAGUGCGGGCCCUCUGGAGGCGUUGAAAUCGGAAUACCCAGGGCAGGUGGAAUUCUUAGCUGCUGAUCUUUCGGACUUUUCGGCAGGACCUAAGGCGGUUGAGCUCGCUUUGAAAGCUUUCUCCCAGAUCGAUGGCCUAAUCGUCAACCAUGGAACCCUCACCCCCGUGAAGAGAAUCGCUGACAGCACGCCCGAAGAGUGGCGAUCUCUUUAUGAUGUCAAUUUCUUCAGUGCGGUCGCAUUCAUCAAGCCCGCUAUUCCCUUACUUCGCAAAACACACGGCCGGAUCAUCCUGACCUCUUCGGGAGCCGCAACCGGCGUCUACAAGGCAUGGGGUGCAUAUGGAUCCUCAAAAGCAGCUAUGAACCACCUUGCAAUGACACUCUCCGCUGAAGAACCAGAAAUCACCUCUGUAUCCAUCCGGCCUGGCGUCAUUGAUACAGAAAUGCAAAGAGUGGUCCGAGAACACAACACCGUCAUGGAUCCCGACGAGGCAGAGAGAUUCAAGAGCUUGUACGAGGGUGGAAAGCUUCUGAGGCCAGAGCAGCCAGGACAUGUGAUAGCUAAACUAUCAGUGGAAGCGGACAAGGAAUUGAGUGGGAAGUUCUUGAGUUGGGACGAAGAAAUUCUCGAUAAGUACCAAGACUCAUAG